Messenger RNA from Mercurialis annua (annual mercury), 559 nucleotides. Its product is annotated as EC protein I/II-like. The record is from RefSeq and is a predicted model, not a curated record. The coding region runs from base 118 to 369 and encodes 83 amino acids. The transcript has 2 exons. Gene Ontology annotation, molecular function: zinc ion binding. NCBI's taxonomy places the organism in Eukaryota, Viridiplantae, Streptophyta, Magnoliopsida, Malpighiales, Euphorbiaceae.
AAGUGUAUAAACGAGGCAAACAUGCACCAUAUAAAUGUGCAUGUGUCAUGCGACCCGCUCUCAGUCUGAGUUGCAUAAGAAGGAUUAAACUGUCCAAUUUUUUGUAUUCACAUAGAAAUGGCUGAUAUUAAACCUAAUGGUAUGGCCUGUAAUGAAGGGUGCGGAUGCCCUGUUCCUUGCCCCGGUGGUACAGCUUGCAGGUGCUCAACCAUGAGAAGUGGCGCGGGAGACGGGCACAAAAAAUGCGGAUGCAGGGAGCAUUACGGGUGCAAUCCGUGCUCGUGCGCAAGGGCGUCGGAGACGGUAGGAGUUGGGAAGGCUAAUUGUAAGUGUGGCCCUGGCUGCGCCUGUGCUACUUGUGCCGCUUAACUGCUUCAAUCCCCUCGGAUCUAUGUAUAGUGUACAGUACUAGAGUCACUCUCUAGCUAGUUUUCAGCUAGCAGAUCUAUAAAAUAAAAUUUGGUUUUGUAAUAUAUUUAUGCAUCAUACUUCUUAUUCUAAUUAGACGAGAUAGUUAUGUGUAUGCCUAGCAUCAGAAUCGUUUGGGCCUCCAACUUAU